Molecule: messenger RNA, 462 nt
Organism: Prosopis cineraria
Lineage: Eukaryota; Viridiplantae; Streptophyta; Magnoliopsida; Fabales; Fabaceae
Product: serine/threonine-protein kinase-like protein CR4
Exons: 5
Coding region: 1-462 (153 amino acids)
Biological process (GO): protein phosphorylation
Cellular component (GO): plasma membrane
Molecular function (GO): ATP binding; protein kinase activity
Source: RefSeq, a predicted model, not a curated record
AUGCAUAAUGGAAGUCUGAGGAAACAACUUGAUGAUACCGGCCCAUCAUCACUUCAAAGUAAUCUCAAUUGGAGCCAGCGCCUUCAGAUUGCAAAAAAUGCUGCCAGAGGGAUCGAAUAUAUUCACUGUGGCCAUGCUGCUGUGGUCGUCCAUGGAGACUCGAAAAGAGAUAAUAUUCUUCUUGACGACAGCAUGAGAGCAAGGUUUCAGGCAGGCACUGAUGAUGGGAGCCAAAUGAUCGUGGAGUGGGCAGACUCGCACAUCGGCACAGGAGAUAUACAGGCUAUUAUGGAUCCCUCUCUAGGCGAGGAUUGCGACGUGAAAUCAGUAGAGAGAAUAGCAGCGUUAGCGAAGAAAUGCGUGAAACCUCAACUGGUUGAGAGGCCGCCAAUUUCAACUAUUUUGGAGGAGAUCCAACGGGCAAUCUCUGUAGAGAUAAAUAAGGGAAAGGGCAUUCAUUGA